ACAAAUAAAACAAAUGUCAACCAAAAAGCAUCCUGAAAUUGUUUCGCAGAAAACUCUAGUUGAGGGAAAAUUUCUAAACCUCGUUGAGUUAACAACAGAGAAUCCAGAUGGUACAACAUCUAAAAUAGAAUGAACACAAAGAUCAUGCUGGUCUGAUGAACAUACAACAGAGAUUAUUCAUGAAGAUAUCCAAAAGAACUUUGGAGCUGUUGAUUCAAUAGCAACAGCUAUUGAUCCAAAGACUUCUGAAAGGAUUAUCCUGCUUCAGAAGAACUUCAGACCUCCAGUCAUGAAUUAUGUAGUUGAAUUACCUUCUGGCUUUAGAGAUCCAGGAGAGCCUGACCCUGUUGUCACUGGACUCAGGGAGUUAUAAAAGAAGAGACUGGAUAUACUGGAACAAAUGGCAAAAGUGCUUUUUGAGUUAGAACUUCUCCAAUAGAUGGUGAUGAACGUGGAGCAUUCAUUUAUUGAGAUGUUGACUUAGAAUCAGAAGAGAACAAAAAUCCUAUUCAAAACCUUGAAGAAGAUGAAGAUAUAGAACCCUUCUGGGUACCUCUUAAAGACCUCAAGACCACUCUAGACACCCUCCAUCAAGACCACGGCUACGAAAUCGAUGAAAGACUCUACUCGAUCUCACUCGGCCUCCAAUUCGCCCUGACCUCCCUUUAACCCAAUUUCAACCACUCCUCCUCAAAAU
Messenger RNA from Moneuplotes crassus, 697 nucleotides. NCBI's taxonomy places the organism in Eukaryota, Ciliophora, Spirotrichea, Euplotida, Euplotidae. The record is from the annotation of a GenBank genome assembly.